Messenger RNA from Orcinus orca (killer whale), 4810 nucleotides. Its product is annotated as centrosomal protein of 78 kDa-like. Lineage: Eukaryota; Metazoa; Chordata; Mammalia; Artiodactyla; Delphinidae. The record is from RefSeq and is a predicted model, not a curated record. Gene Ontology annotation, cellular component: centrosome. The transcript is spliced from 3 exons. The coding region runs from base 2779 to 3552 and encodes 257 amino acids.
CUUAAUUCCAUCUGCAAAAUCCCUUCACUACAGCACCUAGAUUUAGAGUUUGAUUGGAUAAGUGGAAGGUUUGUGUACUUCAGUAAGUAGGAAUCUUGGGGGCUCUGUUAGAAUUCUGCCUAUUGCUAGCAGUGUCCCCACUUCAAGGACUGAAGUGUCUUAGUUCCUAAAACUCCUAAGAGAGUUUAUCAGUGUUCAUUUUAUUUCAGUGACCUUGGUGAAUGGGAAGACGACCACCUCUGUGAGCAAGAAUGGCACCCAGCUUCCUGAGUCCACAGUGUGGCUCUGCUACUUAGUGGUGUGACCUUGGCUGUGCUGCUCUACUUACUCUACUUCUCUGCCUCUGUUUCCCUCAUCUGUAAACUAGGGCUUCCCUGGUGGCGCAGUGGUUGAGAGUCCGCCUGCCGAUGUAGAGGACACGGGUUCGUGCCCCGGUCCGGGAGAAUCCCACAUGCCGUGGAACGGCUAGGCCCAAGAGCCAUGGCCGCUGAGCCUGCAUGUCCGGAGCCUGUGCUCCGCAAUGGGAGAGGCCACAACAGUGAGAGGCCCGUGUAACGCAAAAAAAACAAAAACAUGGAGUUAGUGAUCGUUCUUUCCUCGUAGGGUUUUUUGUUUUAUACAUUUAUUUUAUUUAUUUAUUUUUGGCUGCGUUGGUUCUACGUUGCUGCUCGCGGGCUUUCUCCAGUUGCGUCGAGCGUGGGCCUACUCUUCAUUGCAGUGCGGUGGCUUCUCUUAUUGCGGAGCACAGGCUCUAGGCGCGCAGGCUUCAGUAGUUGUGGCACGUGGGUUCUAGAGCGUAGGCUCAGUAGUCGUGGCACACGGGUUUAGUUGCUCCGCGGCAUGUCGGUUCUUCCCGGACUAGGGCUCGAACCCAUGUCCCCUGCACUGGCAGGCGGAUUCUUAACCACUGUGCCAGCAGGGAAGCCCCCUUUUAGGGUUUUGAUGAUUAGAUUAUUUCAUACCCAGGGAACUCCAGGAACAGUGCUUGACUGUGAAUUGCUUUAAAAGUGAUUACUUUUUAAAAACAUGCUUUUGAAUCUGCAGUUAGGCAAUUCAGGUAUGUUAAGCAUGUUCAUUAAUAGGACUUCCUGCUAUAAAGAGACCCACAAAUAAAAAUAGAUUUUUUUUUUCUUGGUCUUAACUUCUUAUUUCUGACUUACUAUGUUAUACGCAUAUGCCUUUUAUGGUGGGCUGCCACAAAUUUAUGUUGGAAAGAGUGGAAUUUAAAUAAAUCUUACCUAUGCUAAUUUGAUAGAUUUUGAUAAUUUAUUUCACUAGCAUGGUAUGAUAUUACAAGUAGCAGACUAAAAUCUGAGUUCACUUCUGGCUCUGCCCCUAAAUCCUGAUGAGACCAAUAGCUGGAAAGGCUUUUGGAUAUUAUACUAUGAAUUAGUUAUAAUAUUGACUCUGUUUGUUUAGGAAAACCUGGAGGAGUGCCUAAAGCAGUUAAAGGAGGAAAGAGUAAUAAGUAAGUAAUAAGUAAUAAGACUGAAGGCUGAUAAACGAGUCAGUGAGGUAAACAAGUUUCUUCUUCUGCUUUAGAGAGUGUUUUGGUUUUAUUUUGAUUUGAUUUUAAUCCAUAUACACAUAAUUUGUAAGCUUUAAAACUGUAAUAUGUUGCAAAUUGGUUGUAUCAUAUGGACUUUUGCAUUUACUGGUAUUUAGUGAUCAUAUGAUCUAAAUUCCAGAAAGCAUGUUUUUAAAAAUGUGAAAAUCUGGUUUUGUGUAUGUGUGUGUGUGUGUGUGUGUGUGCGCUUUUAUAUGACAUUAGCUUAUUUCCUGUUCAUGAUUCUUUGAUUCAAGAAGGCACUUUUUGUGCAUAUACUGUAUAUACAGUAACAUAAAAGACACGAUGAGACUCUUCUGGCAAUGAAUUAGGAAAGUGAAUCCUUUAAAUAAAUUUAAGAUAUUGGAAAACUUCUAAGAAUGCAAUGAAAGAUAAAAAUAUAUACUAUGAGAAUUACAUUUGGUAAUGUGCAUGAAAGCAGGGCAUAAUCUAAAAAGUUCUAUCUAAAUAUAAUUUAUCACAGGGUGAGUGUAGGGAGGAAUUUUUGAAAGUGCAUCCAUUGGAUUGGCGGACACUCAUUCAAUAAAUGUUGAGCACCUGCUCAUGUAAGGCAAAAGGGGCAUCAUGAACAUUAAUGGCCUUUCUGAGAAAUACUAGAGAUGAGCUUACAGGGGGUUUUAAGUGCAUAGAUGAUGAGCGAAAGGGGAAGAGUGCACAGGGGUGAAUAUUUUCAAGAAGCCAAAGAAAAUAUUGGUGAUUGUACAUUUAAUAAAUUGGGUUGGGUAUGAUUUAGGACUUUUAAACGUAAGCAUUAGAUAUUUUGCUCACUAAAGUUAAUUCUUAACAUUCAGCAGAGUUGUAAUAUGUUUUAUUCAAAUCAGAUUCUAUAUUUCAUUUUCUAAUUUAAGAGAAACUUAAAGCAGGUAAUUUUCUAAUGUGGAAUGAGGCUCCGUUAUGAAUUGAACUAGUUAGAAAUGUGAUCUUUUGUGAAAGAUCAUUAAUAAAACAAUAACUUUGGUUUAUUUAUAUACCACCUAAGUGUUAUAUAGGAAACUUUGUUGGGUGCCUGUGGGUUUUGGUUACUAUGUGAUAUGGUCUCUGUCUUUACUGGUGGAGAGUUAGGUUAAUUACAAAUUAAUUACAUCUUGAGUGUUUUAGUUUUGUUCCUUGAAAAUAGGCAAGACUACUUUUGAUGACAAUGAGAAAAAAUUAUGUCAGACAUUUUUAGUCUUCUUUUAUAGCUGGAACAUGAAAAUGCCCACUUAAGAAAUAUGAAUUUCUCUUUGUCUGAAGCCCUUCAUGCCCACUCAUUGACAAGCAUGAUCCUGGAUGAUGAAGGUGUUUUGGGCAGCAUUGAGAAUUCUUUUCAGAAGUUCCAUGCUUUCUUGGAUCUCCUUAAAGAUGCUGAGCUUGGGCAGCUGGCCACAAUGGCUGACAUAGAUGAGUCAGAUUUUCAUUUACUAGGUCGUCCCCAGAUGAAUUCUACUGUUAGUAGUCCACGUAAAGAAGAAAAGAAGGCACUUGAAGAAGAAAAAUCAGAAUCAAAGCAGAGUGCCCCAGGACUAACGCAAAAUCUCCAAUUUCAGAAAAUUACAGGUGAUGCUGGGAUUCCUUUGCCUCUCAACUCCUUCCAUGUCCCAGUCUCUACUCAGGAGGCCUUAGAAACUUCCAAAGACAACCUGGGGGUCGCAGUCACAGAGCAGUGGCAGGAGUCUUUUGAAGAUUUCAUUGCUAGAACAUGUUCUCCUUCAGCAGAUGUCAUUUCUGGAACUGGAAGUCAAAGAAAAGAAGAGGAAUUAUCUAGAAAUAGCAGGUCUUCUUCAGAGAAAAUGAGCAAAGUGGGUGAAUAUACGAAAAACUACUCUGCUAAGAAACAACCUGGGAAGGACCUGCAUUCCUGUUCUGACUCACCUGUAAAGCAGAAAAGCAAAGGAAUUGGGCAAAAUAAUUCUUUGGUUAAUAAACCAAUUAAAAGUGAGUCUUCGAAAAAACACAUUUCUGUUAAGAAAGAGAGUAGAAUAGUGACUUUCAUCAAAGACAACUAAAAAGUAAACUCAAUCUACUAGAACAUUCUGAAAGUGAUACUCCUGGAUCUGAUUGUGAAUUUCAAGAAAGCAUCCAUACUCUAUCACACCUAACAUAGGUAAAUCUUUUAAAAUUAUGUUUUUGCCUUCAAAUUUUAAUAAAUUACUUAUGUUUUUAUUAUAGCGUAUGGUGGUUUCAGUUACUUGACUGGAAGCCAUUAGAGAAAGAUUUAUCUAUACUUUUUUAUUAUAAUGAAAGUUUUGGUGUACUUUUCCUUGUGACACUUUGCACCAUUCAUUCAGCUAGUGUUUACUGAGGGCUUCAUAUGUACAGCACUUUUCUGGGUGCUAUUGCUUUCAGCAGUGAACAAAAUAAAGCCUUUACUCUCCUGGAACUAGCACUCUGUGUUGGGAGAAAACAUAAACAACAAAGCAGGGUAAGGGUUAAAAAGAGAUGGGAAUGAUAAAUGGAAUAGUUUUACCAUUUGGUUAAACAUCAAACUAUUAUAAAUCACAUGGCCAGAAGCCAUUGAGGUGUUUUAAUUCACAAUAACCAGAGAGCCUCAAACAUUUACCAAGGCACUUAACCGUGUUUAUGGACUACAGCAACGCUCUGAGGUAGGGAACUGUUACCAUCUCCGGUUACAGAUGAGGAGUCUGAGGAGACAUUAUGUGAGUUGCCCAGAAUUACACAGCUGUAAGUAAGUGGGAAGCUGCGAUGUGACCCGAACCCAUUUUUUUUUUUUAAUGUAUGGACUUUAUUAUGUUUCAUUUAUGUGAAUUUUUUCUUUAAAGAUUUUUUCUGAUGUCGACCAUUUUUAAAGUGUUUAUUGCAUUUGUUACAGUAUUGCUUCUGUUUUAUGUUUUGGAUUUUUGGCCACAAGGCAUGUGGGAUCUUAGCUCCCCGACCAGGGAUCGAACCCUCACCCCCUCCAUUGGAAGGCGAAGUCUUAACCACCGGACCACUAGGGAAGUCCCCCUUAUGUGACUAUUUUUAUGGCAAUUUUUUUAAAUUUUGUUUUUUUAUUGACGUAGAGUUGAAUUACAUUGUUGUGUUAAUUACUGCUGUACAGGAAAGUGACUCAGUUACACAUUUAUAUACAUUCUUUUUCAUAUUCUUUUCCAUUACGGUUUAUCAGAGGAUAUAUAAUUCCCUGUGCUCUACAGUAGGACCUUUUUGGUUUUUUUAAAAUACAUCCACUUUUUUUUAAAUAAAUGUAUUUAUUUAUUUUUUUAUUUUUGGCUGCGUUGGGCCUUUGUUGCUGCACUCAGGCUUUCU